Messenger RNA from Komagataella phaffii GS115, 807 nucleotides. RefSeq names its product putative U3 snoRNP protein. The coding region runs from base 1 to 807 and encodes 268 amino acids. The transcript has a single exon. The record is from RefSeq and is a predicted model, not a curated record. Lineage: Eukaryota; Fungi; Ascomycota; Pichiomycetes; Pichiales; Pichiaceae.
AUGAGCUUUGAGUUAUCAGCUUCCGAUAUUAAACAGACUCAGAAGUCAAUAGCUGCACUGAUAGCCCACACCAAGAAAACCAAAGAUUCAAAACUCAAUAUUAAUCUGGUUAUUGGCCUGGAAGAAGACCAGACUUUACCAGAAAAUGACAAUACUCCAAGAAUAGUCCCUGUCAGGAAUCGACUAGAAAAGAGUACUGAAAAAUCAAUCCUGUUGAUCACAAAAGACUCUUCUGAGCCAUAUGUCCAUGCGCUUAAAGAAAAGGGAGCACCUACAGAGGAUACGUUCGCAAGAAUAAUUUCCUAUCACAAGCUCAAAUCCCUAUCAGGCAAACCACAGGAAAUGAAGAAAUUAUACCACGAAUACGAUCUUAUUCUAGCCGACUAUAGGAUUUAUCCCUUUCUCAGAAGAACACUAGGGUCCAAAUUUUAUAGCUCGAAGGAGAAGAUUCCCUUCAUGAUUCAAAUGGCCAAACCUUCCAAGAAAAUCGAUUAUUCAAGAACCGAGGGGGAGCCACCAGAAGACAAACGAUGCGAUCCUAUAUAUGUCAAGAAACAGGUCAUUUCAAUCGUUAAGAACACUUUUUUCAUCCCUUCAAACAAAUCUCAUUUCAUCAGUGUAGUUGUUGGAGACACUGACAAGGAUCCAAAAAAACUCGCUGAAAAUGUAUCAGACAUACUGUCUUUCUUGACCGAUAUUAAGCGCAAACCAAUCGGAGGCUUGCUAGCUGCUGACGGAAUCAAAUCACUUCACGUGAGGACGUCUGAAAGCAUUCCCUUACCAGUGAGAGAAAAUGAUGAAAUAUAG